AUGCUGCGGCACAAAAGAGCGGCAAAAUGUCCUCUUUUGUCAAAAUUUUUAAAUCAAUGUGUCACUACAGAGGAAGGAAACUUUGUUUCCACAUCGGAGCUUUUUUCCGCCUAUGAAACGGCAGUUUCAAUUUGGACCGACGACGAUAGUGUUAACGGCCAAACAAAGUUCUUAAUGAAGAGAAGUGCUUUUAAUCGAGUACGUUCAAAAGUUGAAAAAGAAAACAUCUCAAGGCAUUGAAGGUGAAAUGAUCUAAAAUCGUUUAUUUUUAUGUCAACAGCAACUAAAAAAAGAAAUUUCCACCUUUUCAUUCUCAAACAAUGGAAAUGUCACCUACGGCGUACAAAACAACAGCAGAGGAUACUUCAAUAUUAAACUCCACCGCGCCCGUCGUAUGCUUGGCCAUGAAUUUGGAGUUGAACAGAUGUUAAGAAACAUCGCCGUAUUCAUGGCCAGGCAUCCUCCACCAGUUCCUCCAAUCGAGGUGAGUGUUUACUUGAGGCUCUUUCGUUCCUUUCCUGUUGAAUAUCGUUUCUUCUGGUUUAAUGAAAUGUUAAUAGCUGAUCAGUAUUCGCACUUUUGUUGCACAGGUGCACGACGUUCCAAGUGACCCGCGAGGCGCGGGAAAAUGCUCCUUCGCCAAAAAAGACGUAGAAAGAGGACAGGUGGUGGCAGAGUACACGGGGGAGCUUAUAUCGAUGACUGAGGCAACGAAAUGCGAGGCGGAGUACGCGAGAGUAGGAAAGACAUGUACCCUCAUGGUCAUAGAUCACCGCGGCCAAAGCUUCGCGUAAGUUAAAGGCUUAAGCGCAUUUUUGCAAAUACUUUUACUACCUCCAAGACGACGUUAUAUAAACACGUGUGACCGUUGUUUUGACUUGACUUGUCGCCUUUUGAUUUCUUUGAACUAUCUUUCUGUUUCAACUUACUCGCGAGAACCAACAGUUACCCAGUAUGUUAUGAAUAUAUUAUGUGGGAUAUUCUUAAUGUUUGUGUUAAGUUGUACACACUAAAACGUUAUUUAUUAUUUACUUUCAGAAUUGAUCCUUACUAUGGUGAUAUUCAUGCCGAGCUAAACUUGGCGGCAACUAUCAACCAUUCAAGGCAAAACGCAAAUUUAAAGCCCUAUGUUGAUGAUACAUCGUCGCGAGCAAGAGUGUUUUUCGUUGCUUUGCAUGAUAUUCCACAAUCUGUGGAAUUCCUCUGGAAUUACUGCGACGCAGAUUGGGAAUAUCAUACCAACAGUCAAACUCUUCCACACUAG
Molecule: messenger RNA, 1264 nt
Organism: Porites lobata
Lineage: Eukaryota; Metazoa; Cnidaria; Anthozoa; Scleractinia; Poritidae
Source: the annotation of a GenBank genome assembly